ACUCCAUGUAAGAAGUAUGUUUGAUCGUUCCUUUAUAUGACGCCAGGUGUCCAGGGUUAAUCUAUUCGUGACUGUUGCGUUUGUUUACAAUCAAAUCAGUCUGUGCAAAUACAAGAACAGCACAAUACUAUUGUUGCUACCUUUGUGGUCCAUAUAUUCGUUAAAUAGUUGGUUAAGUGACCGUCAGAGUGACUAGAUCACUAUUGAUGUGUAGUUUUACGUUUUCGUACGGUUUGAGCUUUUAUUUACUCAUUAUAAACGCGACGUAAAAAGAAUUAACGCGGUUGUUGACUCCAUUAUUUUUUUUUGAUGGUUAAGAAAGUCUAUAUUUAGUAUCUUUUAAGUUACUUGUGGUUGUUUACGUUGUUCAACGUCGUAAUAAAGUGACCUAUAUGAGAAAGUGUGUUUUUUCGAUGUCUAUUGUGUUUUCAAGUGAUUUUUUUGUUAUCAUUGUUUUGUUUUUUCGUUAUCAUAUGUGAGUUCCGUGAGUGUUAUUAUUAAUCAAUAUUGUUGCAUUGAUACCAACGAUAUACACGUGGGUGUUGAUCGUGUAAUUUAGAGCGGUCAUGUAUUGCUUUGAUUUAUUCUGGAAGUAGUGUGCACAAUUCUUAUUACUUGAGUCACUUUGUAUGUAUUUCUGGCGUCUCAUUUGUGUUCAAUAUCAUCAGAGUGUGAAGUACAGAAAAAUAAAUUUUUGAAAGACUCUGUAGGAUUGCUUGUGAUUAGUGAUAAACUAAAUAGAGAUUUAAUAAGUGCAUAUUGAUGUUGAUACUUGUAUCAUUAAAAUAGUUGUAGUGAUGUAUUAUAAUAAUCGAUCGAUCUUUUCUUGUGUUUUCUCAACGGAAGACAAGCACAAUAAACUUUUGACAUAAUUUUUUUAAUAAAACACGUUGAAAGACAUUGAUAUAAAUCGUGAAUAAAGUGUUUCUGCAAAAAACCUGUACAUCAUGGAUUACCGACUUUUGUCGAGUAACAACAAUAAUUAUCCUACCCACCACCAUUGGCUGCCAAAGAUGUGUUCCUGCCUCGAGAAUGUCUCAUUAUCGAAUAAUUAUACAUCAAGCUGUUCAAGGCGGUACGAUAGAAUAACGAGCAAUAUUUCUUCAUACAAAUUCCGUGAAUUGAUGCAACGAGCUAGACGUAAUGACAUUUUUGAUGAUACUUAUAUAGACAAUGAGCGGAAUGCAAAUAUUAAAUUUUAUAAUAUGGACGAGACAUACGUCUCAGUUACGGUGGAAAAAAAUUUACGAGUCAUAGAUCUCUGUGAACUGUUGAAAGUUAAAAAUCAAGUCACUGGGCCAAAUUGGUCGGUGGUUGAAUCUUGGACAGAACUUGGAAUUGAAAGAACUUUGGAGGACCAUGACGAUAUUCUUCAAGUAUAUAAGGAGAAAGAAUUGUUUGCACCUCAUACUGAAAGAAAGUUUUACUUCUUACCAGACAGUACCAAACAUGACUUUUUUUUUAACCCAGAGACUUACUUUCCAUCGGAAAUGAUCGUGGCUUCGAGUCCUGAAGAUCGGAAUAGUUUUCUCUGUAACUGUGAAGAUGCCAUUCGGGCAUAUCUAACUCGAAAUGACAUUGAACUUCCCAAAAUUAGCAGUGAAGCUUUAAUAUUCGACCCCGAUUUAAAUAGAUGGAUAACCGUCACAAUUCUUCUCGAAAAUCGGAAGCUCUACAUUUCAAAGACUGAUAGUAAUAUUCAACCGAAACAGCCUCUGGACAACGAGCAGCCGAUUUCGUUUGCACACUUGGCGGAUUAUCAAAUAUACAAGAUUCCGAACGCAAAGAAGUACUUCAACGCGCCCUUCCAGUGGGGCGCCUGUCUGAGGCCAUCCAGCAACGCUGAAGCCGAAGACACGGAAGCUGGAGUAUCCGGACUCAAGGUCAUCGCUUUCAACAGUGAAAAAUCACGCACUUGUUGGUUAACAGCCAUGAGACUCGCCAAGUACGGUAAACAGCUUAAAGACAACUAUCGAGCUUUCAAAAAUAAAAGUGAACCAACGACUGAUGCUAACAGUGGCAAGGAGCAAUUCAGGACGUACAAUGUCUCCAACGAAUCCUUUCGAUCAAGAGUGGCGAUGGACUUUACAGGAAGUGUUGGACGAAUAGUUGAAGACCCUAUGGAAGCACGAGCCAUCGCGGAAAGUGAAGGACUUUUAUGGAAGCAAACUUGGAGACCACCGCUGUCGAGGUUACGAUCCAAAUGUCCUGAAAUUGAUGACGGAGCACAUGCUAGCAAACCUUGGUUUCACAAAGCAGUUAAUAGAGAAAAAGCAGCAAUUCUCGUGAAAGCAUAUCGCAAAAUGAAUGGUGUAUUCCUUGUAAGAGAAAGCAGAAGUUAUCCAGGAGCUUUUGUCCUGACUUAUAAGUACAGCGAAAAAAUUUUUCAUGCUCAAAUACAGCGGACACGUGAUGAAAAAGGAAAUGGCAAUAUAUAUACUUUAGACAAUGGCGCAACAAAAUUCUUCGACCUUGUCCAAUUGGUAGAAUUUUACAAAUUGAAUGCAGGUUCACUGCCAACAAGACUGACUCUUUACGUGGACAACAAAUCACCAGUAUCAUCGAAAAGUAGUAGUGCCUCAACUUCUGUCUCAUCACCAUCGUCUAUAAAACAAUCUCGAAGUCCACGAAAGAAUGACAUCGAUCCCAAAACAUCACGCAGUUGAACCUAGGGAUUCCAGCCGUUCGCUGGGGUCAACGCAUUCGUCUCUAAGCAUUCUCCAAACAUCAAUGAAAUAAUUAUCAUCGACAGCGAAGACGAAGACGACGUAACUAUCAAUCAUAAUGACAUCCGUUCGACUCCAUCGGGCUGCUGGACUCUUUUUCGAGGCAAUUCCGACGAAUGGGACUCUUAAUUCCUCUAGUUAACCUACUUUUUUAGUUAUCAUUUCAAUGAUAAGUAAACUACACUGAUAUGUAGUAGAUGGAAAAUUUAUUCCACUUGAAUCAUCAAUAAUAACGAAAGAAAUCCCACCGUGCCAUUGAUAAUGAUAAAAAAAUUUUUUAAAAACUUGAAACAAAAAAAUUAAGUAUUUAGGGACAAUAGGGAUAUCAAAUAACAUAGAAAAAUAUCUUCAUUGUCACAUCGUCGUGGAUAGUGUCAAAGUAUUGAAUUUAAAAAAAAGAAAACUGACCAAUGAAAAUGUUCUGAGGCAUUUGAAAAACAAAAUUUUUUUAAUGAAAACUUGAGAGGCUUGUCUUUAAUUCAGAGACUUGUAGGCUACUUUGAGUGGCGAAUAUUCAAUUGUAUAAAUAAUUCUUUAUCUCGCCACAACUCUGAUAUGGAGGCAAUCAAUGUGAUUUCUAGAACUGCUUCAAGAAGGCGUUAUGUAUGCUAUUUUAAAUAAUAAGCGAGAUUUGCGCCGUUUUUUGAAUAUAAAACUGUUGAUGGAAUUUCAAUUAGUGAAUGAAAGCAAAUUUCGAAAAAUUCCAAAAAAAAAAAAAAUUUGUAUGUAGGUGAAAACAAAAAAAAAAAAACUGUCUUUUUCUAUUUUCUACAUGUUGUUUAUGCAACUAUUUAAUCCUCGACAUUCGCGAGGGAAAUUCGUGAGAAUGCAUCUGAAAGAGUAAAAAUAGAUUAUAAGCGUAUGAUUGUAUUUCUUUUUUUUUCUCUGAAAAACAAAUCUACGUGACUGACCAAUGCGCCAAUACUGCGUGGAUCAUAAAAUCAUCUAUUAUUGAAUUAAUAUAUAAUAAUUAUUGUUAACUCGAGAGAAUCUCAGACUUUUUAACUUUUUGGCAAAAGUUAAAAUUAAUCUGAAAAACAACAAAGCACAUUUUGCAUAUUUUUCCAUUUUUCUUCGAGUUAUUUUUGGAGUAUAAAGUGCUUUACUCUUGACUCAUACUUUUUUUGUAACAACCGAGAAGCCUUAAAUGUUAAAGAAAAAUUGUAUAAACAUUUUUUAUAAAUAUUUAUUAAUUCAUAUAAAAGGUUAACUAUUGAGUUAAUAUUCUUUAGAAAGUAUUUAUUUAUUAAUUUUAUCAAAUUUUAUUAUAAAAAAUUUUCCUAACAUUAACGUUAUUUUUCUUUAGCAAUUAAGUUCUUCAAGGCUUUGAAAUUUGUUUAAGUCAACAUUCUUUGGGAUGUAGAAGUCUAGAAAUGAGUUAUUUUCAAUGUUUUUUGUUUAAUUUAUUACGGGGUGUGCCACAAAGCCCAACGUCCAUCUGAGCUAUAUGGGGCGAGCUUAAUGAAAAAGAAACAAUUAUGAUACAUAAAUAAUUGUGAAAAAACAUGAACCAAAAAAGUAGUUCGAUUAUUCUGGUCUGUUUGAGGAGAUUACUGCGCCAAGUAAUACGGCCCGAUCUCGCAGGAGUGUUAAAAAUAAUUUGCAUUCUAAACUCAAUUGUAAGAUAAAAUGGACUGAGGGAAAUAUUAUAUUAAUGUGCGAAAGUUUUUGGAUGUAAUAAAAAUUAGUAAUUAAAAAUAGUAAAAAAAAAAUAUAAUAAUUUAAAAAUGAAAAGCAUAAAACCCUCGUAUUAUCGAUGGCGAAUAGAAAUUAAAAAAUAAGUUACUAAUUAGUGUGACUUGUUCAGAUAUUAAUGAUCUCAUAUGUUGCAGACGUUCUGGACGCGCGUUUGAUCUGUUAAUAGUUAAUAUACAGCAGCAAGGGGGAGGAAAAUUUUAAGUAUGAAUGAAUUUAAAUAAGUUAAGAUGAAUGGAAAUUAAAAAAAAAUACUGAAAUAUUAUAUAUAUAAAUAGAAUAAACUGAAAAAAAUGAAAAUGGAAAAGAGUAAAAUGCUAGUAAAAGAACGCAAUUGCAAGAGAGAUAAAUAAGAGUGAGAAAAAAUUUGAUAAUAAGUUUGGAAAAAAAUUUAUUUAAAAAAAAAA
Molecule: messenger RNA, 4828 nt
Organism: Chelonus insularis
Lineage: Eukaryota; Metazoa; Arthropoda; Insecta; Hymenoptera; Braconidae
Product: growth factor receptor-bound protein 14-like
Exons: 13
Coding region: 948-2666 (572 amino acids)
Source: RefSeq, a predicted model, not a curated record